AUAUGUCCCGGGUCUUCAAAGACCAGCUGGUGUAUCCUCUGAUAGCCUCAGCCAGAGAAGCCAUGGCCCUGCCAGCAGUGUUUGGCCUGCCAGUCCUUCCUCCAGAGCUGUUACUGAGGGUGCUGAGACUGCUGGAUGUCUCCUCGCUCCUGGCCCUCUCCUCGGUCAACAGACACCUUCACCAAACCACCACAGACCCGGCCCUCUGGAGACACCUCUACCGCAGAGACUUCCGAGACGGGCAAGACCACAGCAGAGACACUCAGUGGAGAGAGCUCUACAAGAAGAAGUACACGUGGAGGAGAGAAGCAGCCAGUUACCGGCACCACAUGCCCCGUUACCACCCUGUCCCCCCACCGCUCUACCCCCUCCACCCCCUCCCCAACAACCCCUUCCCCUUCUACCCGCCUGGCAUCAUCGGUGGGGAGUACGACCAGAGACCUGGCGUCCCCGGUGGUAUUCUGCCCCGCCCCCGCUACGACCCUAUUGGUCCGCUCCCAGGUCACGAUCCCACGGCAGGAGGGCUGAUUGGACGAAGGGGGCUGAGACCUGCUGGGAACCGGCCGGCUGACAUCAGAAGAGGGUUCAUAUGACCUCCCAGACCAGUGACCUCUAGUGGUGGUGUAGGAGUAUGACCACCACACAGAGAAGCUUAAAUAAAACAGAGAUGUUGAAGACUGACUGAUUAUUAGCCUACCUUAAAUAAGCCACCUGAGUGCUAUAGUCACAGAUAAAUGGCGUUGUUCGGUCUAUAAACACUAACCCUCAUCCAGCCUGCUUAUUAUCCCCUAAACCUCAUCCAGGUGUUUUUUAUAACCCCCUAUCCUUGACCCAGAAUCAGAUUUUAAUAGCUCAUGUUCUCCUGUGUGUGUUUAUUAGUAAGUGAUGAGGUCAGAUCAUGCCCGAUCUGCUAUCUUCAUUUGAUCUCUCUGUUGUUGCAGAAAAUGUUGCUGCGCAGCAGGAAAUGCAAACUUCUAAAAGUUUUCCCGUGAGAAACCGGUCAAAUUUAAUAUAGUAGAUCUGUAAGGGUGCCUGGGGGAUUGAGGUGGACGUUUCGAUCUUCCACCAUUCACUAUGAAGACAUUUUGUACUAGUUUCCCCGCAGACUAAAAGCUGUAAAUAAAAUGAGAAAAUGGCAAUCGA
Molecule: messenger RNA, 1143 nt
Organism: Oncorhynchus keta (chum salmon)
Lineage: Eukaryota; Metazoa; Chordata; Actinopteri; Salmoniformes; Salmonidae
Product: F-box only protein 7-like
Exons: 4
Coding region: 3-593 (196 amino acids)
Biological process (GO): autophagy of mitochondrion; positive regulation of autophagy of mitochondrion
Molecular function (GO): protein kinase binding
Source: RefSeq, a predicted model, not a curated record